This is a messenger RNA of Hydractinia symbiolongicarpus, 4295 nucleotides long. Its product is annotated as arginine-glutamic acid dipeptide repeats protein-like. Gene Ontology annotation, biological process: negative regulation of transcription by RNA polymerase II. The record is from RefSeq and is a predicted model, not a curated record. The transcript is spliced from 19 exons. Gene Ontology annotation, cellular component: NuRD complex; nucleoplasm. Gene Ontology annotation, molecular function: zinc ion binding; transcription corepressor activity; histone deacetylase binding. Bases 377 to 4036 code for a protein of 1219 amino acids. Lineage: Eukaryota; Metazoa; Cnidaria; Hydrozoa; Anthoathecata; Hydractiniidae.
AGUGUGCUUAACCAUGCGUAACCUAUAACCCGCGUGCUACUUUUCUAUAAAUUUAAUGUUUAUUCUUUGUGUUGAAACAAUUUUCGUUAAUUUUUAAACAAUAGACAAUCGAAUUCAAAGCGACCUGUUAAAUGGAAUAGAAUUUAAUGUUGAUGCUGAACGAACAGCACGAGUUAAGAGAUUCUAUGCCCAAAAGUUGUGAUUUUCUUGUGGAAUUACUCAAGAUUUUUACUUCACAUUGGUGCUUUAAAAAGAAAAAGAUUAUGCGGAAAAGAUAAAUGUUUUGAAAGAACGUGUGGACAUAAAACCCGUUAAUGUUGUACACUAGAAAAAUUGAAAUUCAGAAGCUCAAGUUGAUUUGGAAUUUACCGACGAAAUGACGGAACAAGUUGAACAGCAACAACAACAAAAUGGUUCGAGAAAGUCAACAGAAAAAAGGGACGAAGAAAUAACAACCUAUUCAGAUGGAAAAAAUGUGUACCACAUAAACGACACUGUUUAUAUUGAAAGCCAGCGUCCUGAUAUGCCCUAUUAUAUUUGUUCAAUAAGAGAUUUUAAAAGGAGCAAGAAAGAUAAUAUUACGGUAGAUGUAAUAUGGUUUUAUCGUCCCUGCGAAAUACCAACUUCAGUUUACCAGUUACUUUUACAAGACAGAAGUGCAGAAAAUGGUUCAAAUGAUAAUAUUUUGGAUAACCCUGUUGUAAAAAGCAGAGAGCUCUUUAUAUCAGAUGCCAUUGAUGUAUAUCCAGCUUCUGCACUCAGGGGACAUGUUAAUUGUCGUGCUUUCUCAGAUGUGAAGGAAAAUGUAUUGAGCUACAUAUCCGAAGAAGAUAAUUGGUUUUAUAUACUUCGUUACAAUCCUGAGUCUAGAAGAAUGGCUAAUGCAAAAGGCGAGAUUAGAAUAGGAGUCAGUCAUCAGGCUUGCCUUCCUGAAUGCAUUCCUCUUUCCAAAAGAAAAAAAAGUGACUUGAAAGAACUUUACGAUACAUACAAAGAGGAACUGGUUUGGGAUCCCUCCAUACCAAAAUCAAAAUUAAUGGUUUACUUGCGGGCGGCUCGUAGCAUCACGUCAUUUAAUGGUUUCUGCAAUGACCAAGACGCUUGUCCUGAGAAAAACAGUACAGUGUCGGAAGAUCAGACUAUUGCUUAUUCGUAUGACACCUUGCAUAAAAAUAGAUACAAUAUCUCCGAAGCUCUGCAGGAAUUAAUUCGCGCCCCAUCACCAAAAGUCACAACUUUACCCAUGACAGAUGACGAAAGGAAAAAGUUUAUGCGAGGUCUUAGAUCAUACGGAAAGACGUUCCACAAGAUUCGAAAGGAGUUACUACCUGAUAGAACAACGAGCGAGCUAGUGCAGUAUUAUUACAUAUGGAAGAAAACCGCCUCAGCCAUAACUUCUCGUCCACAUAAACGAGGAGGUCGAAGAAACCAUGUCCAAUCAAGAAAAACAAGGACAACUAAACCGAAAACAGCGGAAGCGUCAGAAUUUUUGGACUUGAGUUCUUGCAGUGAAAACGAAUGUAUGGAUAGUGAUGAAAGUGAGAAUGCAAGAAACUUUAGUUUGUAUGCUUGCAGACAUUGUUACACGACAGAAUCUCCCAAUUGGCAUCAUGCUGGUAAACCCAAGGUUUUGUUAUGUUAUUCCUGCCGCAUGCAUUUUAAGAGGUAUGGUCAUAUGAGAGCGUUGAAGCAAGAAGACAAAAGGGAACCACCUUCUUUCAUCUACAAAGCGGCUUUUGAAAAUCUUGAUGAAGAUGUUAACAAGAGGCGCAUGCGCACAAGACGAUCGUCAACUCCAGUGUUUGCAAAUUCUACAAGAAGCCGACAAAAUGCUGAAGUUAAAAUUAGUUCACGAAAACAAGUCACCCCACAAAACUGUCGCGAUAAUUCGUCAGAAAAAGACGAUGCCGAAACAAAGACGAAUGGUUCCAAACGUAAAAACAGCAGAGAUAGUGACGAUAAUCAAGAUUCUAAAAAGUCGCGUAUACAGCGCAAGGAGUCGGACGAGGAUGCAGAUGAUGAAUCUGAAGGAGACAGCACCGAAAGUAGCAGUCGACCAGACAGUAACAACCAAGCUUCCACGGAAAGCUCUAGGUCUCAUUCUCCACUUCCUCAUCAACAGCAACAAAACAAUGGGAGUGAUAUUCAAAAUGUACAAGAUGCAAACACCCAAAAUACAUUCGUUCCUAUUAAAACUGAAGAGCUCGAUCCGCCAAUGGAAGCAUAUAAAGAAGCUUCUCCACCCUCUUCCCCAGAUGUCCCCGAUGAUAUCGAACUGAACAAAAAGGUGAUAGAGAGAUUUAAACACAAUGAAACAGAAGCGGACAGUUCAUGCUCAAGGUGCGAGCGAAUAUAUGUGCACAAGCGACCGAAGAAACAACGCAACCCUGACGUAGAGGCAAAGAGACGCGAUGAGUACCGCGAACGUGAAAUAAAUAGACGAAGAGAAGCUUCUCCUACACCCCAUCAGCCAGCACAAAUUACUUCCCACUACGAAACCAUGCGAUGUUUAAUUCAAGCUCAGCAGAAUUCGCAUCGAUUUUGGAACAGCAAUUUCCAUGUUCCUCCAGAAGUACAUGGUCAUCGCUCCAUUAGCCCAAGGGAUCCUAGGGAAUUUAUGGAGCAUUCCAAUAAAUUUGAACACAUGUUUAAGACAAUGGAUCGCCCGACAGACCAUCGGUCACCUCACGCCAUCCACCCGUUACAAGGAGCUCAACCACAUCCUGCGCACCCAUUCACUCAGAGGCCAGCAGAUACUCCUCGAGAUUAUAGAAUACCUCCAAAUGGGCGUGGUUAUAUAUCAAGUCAUGUUCCAACUAUUGAAGGAAUCCCCCGCGUGUCUAGUGUUCCAACUAGUUUAGAUGGUUUAUCUCGUGCACCUAGUGUUCCCGCUGGUUUAGAUGGUCUAUCUCGUGUACCUAGCAUUCCAGCAAAUAUGGAAGGCAUGGGGGUGGAUAGAGUGCCGGCAAUCGAGAGACCGACUAUUGAUCCGGUGACUGGCUUGCCACAUUUUCAACCUCAGUUACACUCUCAUUUGCAUACCCAUACACACCUACAUGUGCACCCAGAUGAAAUCAAAUACAGAGGAGGACAACCCCCUUCUGAAUCUGCUCUAUUUGAGCGUCACGAACGUGCACCACCGCACCCAGUGCGCCAACCUUCACCUACUGCUGUACCCCAUCGACCACGUUCUCGCAGCAGGGAAUAUAACGAGUUAAAGCAAUACUCUGAUAUAGUUAUGCAUCACGAUCCUCAUUUUCGGGAGUCUUUAUCUCGACACCACAUUCCUUCGUCAAGGGAAAGUCAUUUACCAAUACGAGAAGAAGCUAUUAGUCCAAGUAUACCACACGAGCCUUCAAGUGUGCCGACUGAUCCAGUUGCAUAUUACUUUUGGUUAAAGCAGCGCCACCCUUCACAACAUGGUCGAAUGAAUGCACAUACUGGACAGAUACAUGCCCAAGCCCCAGAACUGAGUCCCCAUGGUAUGCCACAACCAUCAAGACAUCCUCACGAACUGAGAAGUGAGCAUGAAAAACAUAUAAACGAGAAGCUGCUACUCGUUCAUUCUGAGCGUGAAAAGCAAGCACACCUUGAACAUAUGAGACUUAUUGAACAUGAAAAACAUUUUCGUCACUUGCAUCAAGCGCGCGAGAUUUCAUCGCGUGAAUUGCCACCGCGCGAAUUGCCACCACGUGAAUUGCCACCGCGUGAUCAUAUAGAAUCAUUAAAGAUGAAAGGAGGAGAACAUGUCUCAGCAAUAGAUCGUCCCCCCAUGUCCUUUAGACCUCCUGAUAUACAUUCUCCUUACGCUAGCCAUUUUAUGGAUACCAUGCGUAGAGUGCACGAACCUCGACCUAUCCACAAUCGAAACUUGCACGAUCCUGUUCGCUACAGUCAUGAACGUGCUGAACGAGAACGAAUAGCGCACAUGGAACGUAUCGCGCACGCGGAAAGAUUUCCAGAUCGUGGACGCCACGAACGACCAAGUAUUUUUGGUCAUUUUAAACCUGAAACCAUUGAUCUUUCAGAUGAUUAAUAAACUUUUUAUAUAUAUGUAGGUAGCCGAUUUUCUAAUUUUUGUGCGUUUUAAGUACAUUCUUUUUUAGUUAUUUUUUCUCAACCUCCGUUGUUUGUACAAUUAGUUUAAUUAGCGUAAGAUUUAAAAUAUCGAUAAGGAUUAAUCUGCGCUUCCCUUUCUUGUUUCGUUUAAACCAUUAAUAUACGUUUAAUCUAAUCCAAGGUAAACCUAGCAGAUGUUUGGUGAACGAAAAAGAUAUCUUUUUUUUGUAAAUUUG